Molecule: messenger RNA, 1664 nt
Organism: Triticum dicoccoides
Lineage: Eukaryota; Viridiplantae; Streptophyta; Magnoliopsida; Poales; Poaceae
Exons: 2
Coding region: 308-1477 (389 amino acids)
Source: RefSeq, a predicted model, not a curated record
AAAAAACAGCCAGAAAGCACACGGAAAACGUAGAGUCGCGAACGACUUUACCACGAUCUACCCCGUGGAGAGGCAAGGGACAAACGAUCGGCCGCCGGUUCACGCCAGUUGGUCGAAGCAAACUGCACCGAUGAGUCGCCCGACGGCGACCUCCAGUUUGUCCCCUCCCUCCUCUGCGCGUCCGUCUGUGUGAGCACGCUCGACCUGGGUGUGUGCAGUGGCUUGGAUAAGCAAGCCAACGCCUUCGUUUCUUGCACCCCAUAGAUCGCUUGGCCUGGAGUAGCUGUUUCCCUGGGUGAUCGGUCGAAUGGAGACGCAGCAGCAGCAGCGCCGGCACCAGCUCCGGACGCCCAUGGACCCGCUCGUCUCCCUCGCCGCGAGCCUCCUCUCGGCCUUCUCCCCGUCGCCGUCGUCGACCACCGAGCGGGGCGCCACCACCUCCACGAUACUCCUCCUGCCGCUCCCGGUGGCCGCAGCGCGCGCGCUGUCCGUGCUCCGCAGGCUCGCGCUGCUCGCCACGCAGGCCUUCAUCUCCCUCUUCUUCGCGUUCCUCUCCGCGCUCUCGCCCCCGCCCCCGCCGCCGCCCCCCUCGCUCGCGCCCUCGCUGCCGCCGCCGCUGCGCGGGGACCGCGCGGGCGCGGGGGGCACCGCCGCGGCGCCGUCCACCUGCGUGGAGCGCGCGCUGGGGCACGUGCUCUGGGUGGCGUCCCGGCUCCCCGUGGCCUCCCGCAAGUACGAGCUCGUGCGCGGGCUCGCCGAGCGGCUGCUCGACGAGAACAACGUGGGCGCGCGGGUCGCCGCCGUGACCCGCGCCGCGCUGGCCGGGGCGUUCGAGCGCACGCUGCGGCAGCUGGAGGCGUCGGCGGGCGGCGAGUGGGGGCCGCCCGGGAUGGAGCUGGCCGUGCGCGCGGUCAGGUCGGGGGUGCGGUGGUGGAGGCCCACCGUGGCCGCGCUGGAAGGCAACGACGCGUUCGGCGGCCCCGCGGCCGAGAAGCUCGCCGCCGAGCUGCUGUGGCUCGGGCAGAAGAUGGCCGAGUGCGGCGCCGCACGCGAGGCCACCGUGCAGUUCGGCGCCGCGUCGCGCCUCGGCAGCCGCGCGCUCGUCGCCGAGCCCACGCUCCAGGUCGCGCUGCUCCGGCUGGCUGUGUUCCUGUUCAGGCACGCCAACUCGGCGGAGUUCGAGCAGGAGGAGGGCAAGGCGGCCGUGGCGGAGCAGCGGAUGGCGAUGCUGCGGUCGUGGCUGCCGCUGCUCUGCCGCGGCAGCAACGGGACGGACGCGCCGGUGCUGAGCGGCAGGGAGAGGGCGGAGAUGGUGACGGUGCUGGAGGAGCUGAUCGAGAAGCUGCGGUGGGAGCAGCAGGAGGAGGCCCUGGCGCUGUGGCUGCACCACUUCGCCGCCUGCCCGGACACCGACUGGCCCAACCUUGAGCGCUGCUACACGCGAUGGUACGCCGAGUCGCGCAAGCUCCUCGCUUGACCAGCAGCGGCACGUACGUGGAGCAUUUUUGGCUGAUGCUCAAGUGUGUGUGCACUCGAUCGAGCAACUUGCUGGUAAUAGUGUAUGUAAGUUCAGUACUACAACAGAGUGGGAAGUUCACAUGUUAUGCUAUUGUAAUCUGCAUUUAUUUAUUUUUUGGCUCUGGAGUCAGGACUCUGUUCAUGCA